AUGGCUGGCGGUAGAAAGAGACUUAGAAACCGUGGCGGAGGGACCUCAUACGGGAAUACUUUUCUCGGUCAGACGUCGGAUCCAUCAGCUUCUACUUCCCACUCUUCAGACUAUGUCCCCGAGAGCCAAAUUCCCAGCGUGCCUUAUGUGCGUCCGCAGGCGUACGAUCCUGCUGCAGUCGUACCUCCAUACUAUCCGCAGUAUGAUGCCUCGUACUUUCCGUAUGAGGAGCCUGAGCGUGAUCAGCAGCCGCAGCAGCCUCCACAACAGUCUCAACAGCAGCCUCCACAGCCUGCUCCACAGCCUGCUCCACAGCCUGCUCCACAACCUGCUCCACACCCAGCCCCACAGGCUGGUGCAUACCAGAUUCCAGAGCAGGUUCCUAUAGCUCCCGGUCUUCAUCCAGAUUUGUUGGUUCCAUCGAAUGCACCAUAUGCAAGAUAUUCUGUGGAAGACAUUCUCCAGAUGCCGGGACGAGAAGGUUUACCAAUCCUUGAUCCAGAUCUACGACCCGGCACGACUUGGUAA
Molecule: messenger RNA, 528 nt
Organism: Raphanus sativus (radish)
Lineage: Eukaryota; Viridiplantae; Streptophyta; Magnoliopsida; Brassicales; Brassicaceae
Exons: 1
Coding region: 1-528 (175 amino acids)
Source: RefSeq, a predicted model, not a curated record